UAUGAAGCGUGUGAGCAGCUGUUUCUGACUGUUGGCAAGGGAUACCUUCGGAAUGCUGCUUGUCAAUUCUAGGGAAUGAAAGACAUCUCAUCUGAACCUACCCAGCACAUCCCUACAAAACUACAGCGAGAACGACAAGCUCACACAGAGCUGUAUUUUGAUAAGGUUAUUACUGAAUUUGUGGAUCAGUAUGUACUAGUCAGUCAUGAGUCUGAGCAGAUGAUAGUUGCCAAAGAUAGAUUGGUUCAGUGCAGCAGAGUUGCCCUUGAUCAUAAUUACACAGUAAGACAGCCUGAAGAUAAUGCUGAAGUGGUGGUUGAGAAGGUGAAGGAAAACAUACAAGUCACUGCACACACGUCCCAGAUCACUAACCCUCCAAAACCUCCUCCCACUCCGAAUCUGCAACCGUCUUCGGUAAAAGUGUCAAAACCUGAUGAUGAAACACCAUCACCUUCACAAACGGUAAAUCGUUUAGAUGGAGUUAGAUCUUAUGGGAUGUGUUUGCUUGACAUGUAUGUGUUUCUCCGACAAAUGAUUGACACAACUAAAGAAGGAGAUGGAAGUCGACUCCUGAUAAACAUGAAAAGGCUACUUUUGUACUUCUAUGCAAUGGGUCAGAAAAAGAAAAAAUAUGCUCUAGAAACGCUAGUUGCUAUUGCUCAGGUGGAAGCACUUUUAACUCCCCAAAUGGCCCAAAGAGUUUUGUGGGGACGUUUCUGUAGUAUUAGAGGAGGUCCUGGCAACAAUAUGGAGUGUGAUUUAAUGCAAGAGAUUUACAACAGAGAAGGCAAGAAACAAAUACAGUGCAUGGGACCAAAUAAAACUGUGAAAGCUAUCCAACGAAUCUCAAAAGCGCAAGCAGGUCUGCAGAAAAUUUCUGAGAAUUUUGCUGGUAAUACCAGUGUACACAAUUUGUCAGUGAAACACACUCAUAGGUCAGCUGCAAAGGAUGAAUACCAGGUCAUUAAAGAUUUGAGUAAACUACAGCCAUUUAGCUUCAGGGCAGGAAGAUUACACAGCACUUUCACAAAGGUCCCCUUCUGUGUGAUCAAUAAUGUCAAUCACGACAAGUUAAGCUCAUGGAUUCGUAAACAUGUCAAAUGUAUCCAAGAAGGUUUAUUGUAAAGGCAAACCAAAAAACACAAGUGUGCCAGUAACCUGUCCAAUUUUUUUCUUAUUAAUUAAAAUACACAAGAUAGAUUUUUUUUGCAAAUAAAAGUUGUUUUGGUCGGGCAAUGCCUUUGUGUAGCAAAGCCUACAAACAUUGCAACAAACACAGAUGUUAAUGUUACGAAAACAUUUGAACAUUUGAAAAAGAAAGGAAAAAACCUUUCAUGACCAUCAUCCCACCACAGAGUUCUUGUAAGACAAAACAUUUAUAAGAGCAAAUAAAAAUAAUCAAUUUGACUUUUUACACCAUUAACGCCAAAUGUAUUAAUUUUUUUCAGUGUGACUAGAAACACAUUGAUUGGCAUCAUGUAAUAAUCAUUGUGUUCCUUGCAAUUGCAUA
Molecule: messenger RNA, 1510 nt
Organism: Patiria miniata (bat star)
Lineage: Eukaryota; Metazoa; Echinodermata; Asteroidea; Valvatida; Asterinidae
Exons: 1
Coding region: 76-1125 (349 amino acids)
Source: RefSeq, a predicted model, not a curated record